AUGGCUGACCAAGUUGAGUCGGUGGAAAGUAGCAGCGGUGAUGUCAACGCCAAUGCCAAGGUGGAGGUUGAUGGCCCUGUCGUGGAUGCCGGCAGCAAUGGCCAUGCAGUGGCAGUAGAUGAGAUGACAUCAAAGGAUUACUACUUUGAUUCAUAUGCACAUUUCGGCAUUCAUGAGGAGAUGCUGAAGGAUGAAGUGCGUACACUGACAUACAGAAAUGCCAUGUACUACAACAAGCAUCUGUUUAAGGACAAGGUUGUGCUGGACGUCGGCUGUGGCACCGGGAUUCUCUGUAUGUUUGCUGCCAAAGCUGGAGCCUCCAGGGUUAUAGGGAUUGAAUGUUCCAGUAUUAUUGAUUAUGCAGAGAAGAUCGUCAGUGCCAACAAACUUGACAAAGUGAUCUCAUUAGUGAGGGGUAAAGUGGAGGAGGUCAGCCUGCCCCCAGACAUUGAGAAAGUGGACAUCAUCAUCUCCGAGUGGAUGGGCUACUGCUUGUUCUACGAGUCCAUGCUGAACACAGUGAUAUUUGCCAGGGAUAAGUGGCUGAAACCUGGUGGCCUGAUUUUCCCUGACCGGGCGACUCUUUAUGUGACAGCCAUUGAGGACAGGCAGUACAAGGACGAGAAGAUCAACUGGUGGGACAAUGUGUAUGGGUUUGACAUGAGCUGUAUACGUGACGUGGCCAUCAGAGAACCUCUUGUAGAUGUUGUUGACCCCAAACAGGUGGUCACCAAUUCUUUUUUAGUCAAGGAAGUUGAUAUUUACACUGUCAAGGAGGAUGACAUAGCUUUCACAGCUCCAUUCCGCCUGACGUGUCGACGCAAUGACUACCUGCAUGCUCUGGUCACCUUCUUCAACAUGGAAUUUACCAAGUGUCACAAGCGUACUGGGUUCUCCACGUCUCCUGAUGCCCCGUACACCCACUGGAAACAGACAGUCUUCUACCUGGGAGAGAAUGAUCUGACCGUCAAGAAAGGAGAAGAAGUCGACGGGGUCAUUACCAUGAACCCCAACAAACAGAACAAUAGAGACCUGGACUUCACCAUCAGUAUUGACUUCCACGGAGAGCUGUCUGAAGCGUGCUGUUCUCUCAACUACAAGAUGAGGUAG
This is a messenger RNA of Candidula unifasciata, 1110 nucleotides long. The record is from the annotation of a GenBank genome assembly. Lineage: Eukaryota; Metazoa; Mollusca; Gastropoda; Stylommatophora; Geomitridae.